CUUGAGAGCAUAGUGUGCGGGCAGAGGACUCUGUGUGUGUGUGUGUGUCCCCGUGUGUGUGUGUGUGUCUAUGUGUCUGUGUCCAUGUGCGGGCUCCGGGCUUUGUUAUGCACGCGUCCUUGGCUCCUGGAGUACGUUCCUGUCAACCAUUCAGCAGUUUUCACGCUCAGACGCCAGUGCAUGUGUGCAUCCGUGUUCGUCGUGAAGACCAAAGGCAAUCUUUCCCCUCAACUUUCUACUUUUCAGACUCCUUCUCCCUUUAAACCUCUUUGCUUUCCACUUCUGAGCCGCGCUCCUUCUUUCCCCCCCCCCCCGCGUUGACAGCUGGCAGACGCACCAAACACCCUCCACAAGCAAGUUUAUACUUAAACUGACUUGAAAUGUCUGGCCGGCUCCUCCAUGGUAGCUGCCUUCCAUUUGUAGUCGAGAGCAUUAAACGUGUCAAAAUGUCCCGUCUGAUGUUGUGCUCACGCAUUCAAGUUGGUACAUUUAAGCUUAUUACAGCUGGUUUUCCGGCCUUAUGACAGUUGUUUUUUAUUUUUUAUUCGAGCGGUACAUUCACUUCCGUAGCCCGCAGAUUUGAUUCCACAAGCUGAGAGGUGCCAGAUUUGAGUUGCGUGUGCUUUUUUCCCCCCCCCCUCACGGAUCUGUUGUAAUUUCAUUCCGGCAAUGGUUUGUACACUGAAAGAUAUUCACGGCUGGACGAUUAAAGUCUACCAGUCAGUUUCCCCAGGGUUCCCCUGGGUUUUUUUUUUUUUUUUUGUGUGCAGACAUUACCAUAGAAUAGAUACAGAAGGGAUGACGAAUCAAAAGAAAAACCUGAAUAAAUGAGCUGAGAAACAUAAUGAAUGCAGAUCAUUCCGCGCAGGGCACGCGGGUCACUGGAUGGUUUGAUGAGAAUUAAAAAGAUCAGAAUCGUAUCCUUUGGUCUUCACAGCCACCAGAUGUCCAUGUGAUAUUUUACAGACAUGUUGGAAGAAUGGUGUCCAUUGCUCCCGCAGCGUUCCCGACACUUGAGACGGCCCCUUUUGCAAUCAAAUCUUCAAAGCACAGUUCAUCCCAAAAUCAUAUUUUCCCCUUUUUUUCUUUGUUUUGGUGAGUGUCGCCUGGUUUUUGGAGAUAUCAGCUCUCUCUCCGGAACGUCUUAUGGAACUUCUUACCGGCAUCCUGAGAGCUACUGGAGCCAGUUAAUGCUAAAGGGAGCGGCUGAAGUGUGACGUCUAAUGAUGACGUUGUAAUGUUGUUCAGUCUCUGCCGUCGCGAUGGCCCUUAACCUUCUGUCACAUGGUUUGAGCGCGUGAGCAUUUUGGCCAUCCUGCUGAACUGUGUGACCCUCGGGAUGUUCCAGCCCUGUGACCACACACCUUUCCUGCUGCAGGCUCUGGAUGAUGCGAUCUUUGUUUUCUUUGCCGGGGAAAUGGUAAUGAAGAUGGUGGCUCUUGGGGUCAUAGGUCACAACGGUUACCUUGGCGACACAUGGAACAGAUUGGACUUCUUCAUUGUUUUAGUGGGAAUGCUGGAGUACUCGCUCGACGGACACAACGUCAGCCUGUCGGCCAUCAGGACCGUCCGGGUCCUCCGCCCGCUGCGAGCCAUCAACAGAGUCCCCAGUAUGCGUAUCCUGGUGACCCUCCUCCUAGACACCCUCCCCAUGCUGGGCAACGUGCUGGCACUGUGCUUCUUCGUCUUCUUCAUCUUCGGCAUCGUCGGCGUGCAGCUGUGGGCGGGGCUGCUGAGGAACCGCUGUUUCAUGGGAGAGGAUGUCAAGGCGAGAUACAACAUCUCGUUCCUGAGAGGCUACUACCAGCCAGAUGGCACCGACGACCACCCCUUCAUCUGCUCCAUGGAGAGAGAGAACGGGAUGCUGCGGUGCACCGACGUGCCUCGCCGCCGCGUGAGCGGGACGUCCUGCUUCCUGGACGCCGAGGAGGCCGCUCCGGAGAUGGGACUCAAGGUGGACGAAGCGGCGUCGUGUGUGAACUGGUACCAGUAUUACAACGAGUGCCGCGCGGGCGAAGUGAACCCGCACAAAGGAGCCAUUAACUUUGACAACAUUGGAUAUGCAUGGAUUGCCAUUUUUCAGGUAAUCACACUGGAGGGUUGGGUGGACAUCAUGUACUACGUCAUGGAUGCACAUUCUUUCUACAAUUUUAUCUACUUCAUCUUCCUAAUUAUUGUGGGCUCCUUCUUCAUGAUCAACCUGUGCCUGGUCGUCAUAGCAACCCAGUUUUCUGAAACAAAACAGAGGGAGCACGCCUUGAUGAAAUCCGAGCUGCGCGCCCGGCAGCUCCACCAAUCGGCUUCCACGCUGGCCAGCGACAGCCAACCGGGGAGCUGCUACGAGGAGAUCAUCCGCUACGCGGCGCACUUGGGCCGCAAGGCGUGGCGCCGGCUGUCCCGCUGCUACUCCCAGACGCGCGCCAACAUCCACUGCGCGGGCAUGGCGUGCGCGUGCAGGGAGAAAAACCGAGGAGCCGCCGCCGCCGCCAGAGGGGGCGGAGCCGGAGAGAUGAACGGACUGGCGCACCGGCACUCGGGGCACGCUCCCAACGACCUUUCGCACCUCCAUCAGCUCUAUCAUCACCAUCACCAGCAUCAUCAUCAGCAGCAGCAUCAGCAGCAGCAGCAGCAGCAGCAGCAUCAUCAUCAUCACCCCCAGCAUCACCACGGGGUCAGAAACGGAGAUGGAGGGAGCGGUUUUAAUUACCCGUUCAUAUCGCCCCUCCUCGGCCCCCCGGACGCAAAGGCCCUGGACCACAAGAGGCUCGUGGCCAAGGAGGCCGUCGACAGGCUGCCGCAGCUGGCGGCGGAGCACGGCGGGUGCACCGGGCACCCCGGGUUGCCACUGCCAGGCGAGGUCCAGGGAGAGUCCUCGGUUUGCCCGUACUGCAUUUACUACAACCAGCUCAACGACGGCGAGCGCGUCAGCGAGCGGCCCGAGGACCAGCGCCGCGGCCGCGGCGACAGCCCGUGUCACUGUGGCGGCCCCCGCCGCGCCGACGCGCAGCCGUCUGAGCCAAAGGGAGCGCCGUGCAAGCGCCACUGGGCGGGACUCCAGGCUAAACUGGAACUCAUCGUCGGCAGCAGAUACUUCAGCAGGGGAAUCAUGAUUGCCAUCCUUAUCAACACGCUGUCAAUGGGCAUAGAGUACCACGAACAGCCGAAGGAGCUGACGGAUAUUUUGGAGAUCAGCAACAUGGUGUUCACCAGUCUGUUCAGCCUCGAGAUGGUGCUGAAGCUCAUGGCUCUCGGGCUCUUCGGCUACAUCAAGAACCCUUACAACGGCUUCGACAGCAUCAUCGUCAUCAUCAGCGUGUGGGAGCUCUCGGGCGACGCGGAGGGGGGGCUGUCGGUGCUCCGGACCUUCCGGCUGCUGAGGGUCCUGAAGCUGGUCCGCUUCCUUCCCGCCCUGCGGAGGCAGCUGGUGGUGCUGAUGAAGACCAUGGACAACGUGGCCACGUUCUGCAUGUUGCUCAUGCUCUUUAUAUUCAUAUUCAGUAUCUUGGGGAUGCAUCUGUUCGGUUGUAAAUUCGGUUUGCUGCAAGACAGCGGAGACACUUUCCCUGACAGGAAGAACUUUGACUCUCUGCUGUGGGCGACUGUCACAGUGUUUCAGAUCCUCACCCAGGAGGACUGGAACGGGGUGCUGUACAACGGGAUGGCCUCCACCACGCCGCUGGCUGCCCUCUACUUUGUAGCCCUCAUGACCUUCGGCAACUACGUCCUCUUCAACUUGCUCGUGGCCAUUUUGGUUGAGGGCUUCCAGGCCGAAGGAGACGCCAACAGAUCUGAGACGGACGAAGAGGGACAGUCGCUCAAUUUCGAGGACGAGGAGAAGUUGAGGGAGCUCUACGCUGCAGAGCUCAAGAUCCAGGCCAUGAUGCUGAGCCCCAACGGCCUCCUGAACCCGAAGGCCUCCAUGCCCCCCCACCUCCCCCCCCCCCCUCUGCCGGUCAUCACGCACACCGCAGCCACGCCCAUCAUCACCUACAGCCAGUCGCGGCGGGCCAGCGGCGCUUCCAUGGACGUGCACGGCCCGGAGCAGAGGUCGCCGCUGCCGUCACAGGUGCCGUGGGACUGCGGCCCGGAGAGCCGUCGCUCCAGCUGGACCAGCGUCGGCCGAGCCCCGAGCCUCCACCGGAGGAGCCAGUCGGGGGAGAUGGAGUCCCUGCUGUCCGAGGCGCACACCGGCUCCGACCUCAGCAUCGGGGAGCCGUCGCUGGACCAGCCGGAGUACCUGCAGGUGCCCGCGCUCCACUCGCCCGACUGCAACGGCACCACCUUUCACCUGCCGGACGACGGGCCCCUGGCCUCGCUGUACCACAGCGAUCAGGAGGACGACGAGAUUGAGGAGAGUUUAUGCAAGAAGGUGAAGAAGAUUCUGGAGCCGUAUGAGCCUCAGUGGUGCCUGGAGCACGAGGAGUGGUCUCUCUACUUGUUCGCUCCACACAACCGGCUCAGGUUGUGGUGCCAGAGGGUCAUAGGUCACAAGAUGUUUGAUCACGUCAUCCUCCUCUUCAUCUUCCUGAACUGCAUCACCAUCGCACUCGAGAGACCCGACAUACCGUCCAACAGCAUGGAGCGGGUCUUCCUGAGUCUGUCCAAUUACAUCUUCACGGUGAUCUUCGUGGGUGAAAUGAUGAUCAAGGUGGUGGCCAUGGGCCUGUACUUUGGAAACGGCGUGUACCUGCAGAGCAGCUGGAAUAUCUUAGACGGAGUGCUGGUCUUUGUGUCCAUGGUGGACAUCCUGGUCUCCAUAGCGUCUGCAGGGGGGAACCGAAUCCUGGGCAUCCUGCGCGUGCUGCGCCUGCUCCGCACACUGCGACCUCUCAGGGUUAUAAGCCGGGCUCCUGGUCUAAAACUGGUGGUGGAGACUCUGAUCACGUCUCUCAGACCCAUCGGAAAUAUCGUCCUCAUCUGCUGUGCUUUUUUCAUCGUGUUUGGAAUUCUGGGCGUCCAGCUGUUCAAAGGGAAGUUCUUCUAUUGUGACGGGCUCGAUGUGAGCAAAAUCAUGAAUAAGACCCAGUGUCUGGGGGCGGGAUACCGAUGGGUUCGACGAAAAUACAACUUUGACAACCUGGGACAGGCACUGAUGUCUCUGUUUGUGCUGUCGUGUAAGGACGGCUGGGUCAGCAUCAUGUACGAUGGCCUGGACGCGGUCGCAGUGGACCGGCAGCCAAUAAGAAACAACAACCCCUGGAUGCUGCUGUUUUUCAUCUCUUUCCUCCUCAUCGUCAGCUUCUUUGUGCUCAACAUGUUUGUGGGCGUGGUGGUGGAAAACUUUCACAAGUGUCGCCAGCAGCAGGAGGAGGAGGAGGCGCGGAUGAGGGAGGAGAAACGGCAGAAGCGGACAGAGAAGAGGAGGAGAAGGGCCCAGGAGAAGCCGUACUACGCUGACUACUCCCCACUGCGCCGAUCCAUCCACACCGUGUGCACCAGCCACUACCUGGACCUCUUCAUCACCAUCAUCAUCUUCACAAACCUCCUCACCAUGAGCAUGGAGCACUACAAUCAGCCUCGGUACUUCGAGGAGAUUCUGAAGUACUGCAAUUACGUCUUCACAGUGGUUUUUGUCAUCGAGGCAAUUCUCAAACUCAUCGCUUUUGGCCUGCGCCGCUUUUUCAAAGAGAGGUGGAACCAGUUGGACCUCGCCAUUGUGUUGUUGUCCAUCAUGGGAAUCGCCCUGGAAGAGAUAGACCUGAAUGCUUCCCUCCCCAUCAACCCAACCAUCAUCCGCAUCAUGAGAGUCCUCCGGAUAACGAGAGUGUUGAAGCUGUUGAAGAUGGCGACAGGAAUGAGAGCCCUGUUGGACACGGUGAUGCAAGCCCUGCCUCAGGUGGGGAAUCUGGGUCUGCUCUUCAUGUUGCUGUUCUUCAUCUAUGCAGCUCUGGGAGUUGAGCUCUUUGGAAAACUGGAGUGUUCGGACGAGAACCCAUGCGAGGGUCUUAGUCGCCACGCUACCUUUGACAACUUCGGAAUGGCUUUCCUCACCCUCUUCAGGGUGUCCACAGGGGACAACUGGAAUGGGAUUAUGAAGGACACGUUGCGAGAGUGUCGCCCGCAGGAACGCCACUGCCUCACCUACCUGCCCCUGAUCUCCCCCAUUUACUUCGUCACCUUCGUCCUGACGGCUCAGUUCGUGCUGGUCAACGUGGUCGUAGCCGUCCUCAUGAAGCACCUGGAGGAGAGCAACAAGGAGGCGCUGCUCGAUGAGCUGGAGGAGAAAAAAGAGCGGGAAGAGAUGAGGGAGCGGGAAGAGAUGAGGAAGUGGGAGGAGACCAACCGGCGCCUGAGCGCCGCGUCUCUGGGCGGAGACCCGGCGUCGUGCGUGGGCGCACCUGCUCAGCUGCAGGUGGAGGACGAGGAUUGUUCCCAUGGCAACCUGCUGAGCAUAGGACGCAUGCUGUCUCUCCCCAGCGACAGCUACGUCCAGCCACUCAGAUGCUCCCCUUAUCCUCCCGUGUGCCACGAGGCGUACGCCGGCUACAGCUACUCAGGCUCCGUGUCCUCUCUGGGCUCCAGCGGAGGCGGCUCGCUGCUGCAGGUCCCGGGGGCCCUGCCGGCCAUCAGCCACGCGUCGCUGGGGACCGGACGCAGCUCCAGGCCCAAGAUCUUCCUCAGCCCAUCCCAGAGCAUCGACAGGCACCCCUCGCACGACGCCGCCGCCGCCAGCCCGGGCCACGGGACGAACAGACACCGGCUCAGCUCGGCCCACAGCAUCGACGAGUACAGGUGUGGCCCGGCCCACCGGAUGAACCGGCACAGACUCAGCUCCACUCGCAGCAUGGACGGGUACAGGCUCCACGCGGACCACGGCGCCGACGGACCCGGCGUAGAAAGGCACUCCUCGCUUCGACUGAGCUCCGCCCAGAGCGCCGGCGGGCGUCCUUCUCAGUGGCUCGGCCCCGAAGGCGCCCUGGACAGAAACAUGCUGAGUCCCUCGUACGUCCCGGAGGGUUCGGCCCUGAGGAGGCCGGCGUCCUUCCACACCGCCAGCAGGCCGCUACGGAGACAGGAGGCCGUGCGCUGCGACUCUCUGGACCAGAGCGGUUCGGCCGACGACCUGGCGGACUUCCGACCCGCCGGCGCCGCCGCGUCCCCAGCGCCGGCCCGCCAGCGAUCGUCGAGCGUCCACACGCUGAAGUACGCGCAACCCCAGAGGGUCAUCUCCUGCAGGAGCCACGGCGGCAGCCAAGGCGAGGCCGCCGGGCCGGAACGCGCCCCGCAGCCGCAGGCGGACGCCGAGCCGAGGCCCGCGGCCAGCGGCCCGCAGAGGCUGUCCAGCCUGAAGGUCCCCAGCGGCGAAAAGGUCCCGUCGGACCCGGGCGCCAAGUCGGACGCCGCCGCCGACGAGGAGGUCAGUUGCAUUAACAGUUCCGGCGAGGCAUUGGGCGGCAACAGGAAGCGGAGGUCGAGCCCGCCGCCGGGGGAGGAGCCGGUAACUAUGGCUACGCCACGGACGGACAGCAGCGUCGAGCUGAGGAGGCGGACGCUGUCCUUCGACGCCACGUCCAGCCCCCCGAACCAGUCGGAGGAGACUCCCGCGGACGAGUAGAAGGGCGGGACGUGGG
Pungitius pungitius (ninespine stickleback) is the source of this 7571-nucleotide messenger RNA. Its product is annotated as voltage-dependent T-type calcium channel subunit alpha-1I-like. Gene Ontology annotation, cellular component: plasma membrane; voltage-gated sodium channel complex; neuron projection. Gene Ontology annotation, biological process: positive regulation of calcium ion-dependent exocytosis; membrane depolarization during action potential; calcium ion transmembrane transport. The record is from RefSeq and is a predicted model, not a curated record. NCBI's taxonomy places the organism in Eukaryota, Metazoa, Chordata, Actinopteri, Perciformes, Gasterosteidae. Bases 1340 to 7555 code for a protein of 2071 amino acids. The transcript has 33 exons. Gene Ontology annotation, molecular function: low voltage-gated calcium channel activity; voltage-gated sodium channel activity.